AAUGAAAUUUACAAAAGUUUCUCUCUAGUCUAGUGGUCUACACCUGAUUAAUUAAUUAAUUAAAACCAAAUGGCUGACCGACUAAAAUCCCAUUGGCCUCAACGUAUCAGACUAUCUCCACCUCCACUUUCAAUUUUUUUUCCAUAGAUAUUCAACUUCUUCUUAAACCAACAACUUCAAUAGUAAUUAAGCCAUGUUGAAGCCGGAGAGGAACCCAUUUUCUUUAGUUUUGAAAUUCUACCUAUCCUUACUUGUUCCUUAUUGUUUAUCUGCAGCAGCACCCACAGGCACAGACCACAUCACUUCUUGUUUGACUCAUCAUAACAUUAAAAACUUCACCACAAUCCCUGGCACUGGCCAUGGAGGCAUAGAAAAUGAUCAGUCAUCAACAGCUUACUAUGAGCUCCUCAACUUUUCCCUUCAAAAUCUGAGGUUCGUUGAGUCCACGAUUCCCAAGCCAAUAGCCAUUAUACUGCCAGAGACUGUGGACCAGCUACUGCACACUUUGAUUUGCUGUAGAGAAGGGUCGUUGGAAAUUAGAGUAAGGAGCGGUGGACACAGUUAUGAAGGGACAUCGUACGUUGCCACUGAUGGAGCUCCAUUUGUCAUUAUCGACAUGAUGAAUUUGAAUCGAGUUUUGGUGGAUUUGGAAACUGAAACAGCCUGGGUAGAGGGGGGAGCCACACUUGGUGAGACUUACUAUGCCAUUGCUGAGUCAAGCAAAGGUAGUCAUGGAUUCUCAGCUGGGUCAUGCCCCACCGUAGGGGUUGGUGGGCAUGUUGGAGGUGGUGGAUUUGGCUUUUUGUCCAGGAAAUAUGGACUUGCAGCUGAUAAUGUAGUGGAUGCACUUCUUAUUGAUGCUAAUGGAAGGUUGUUAUCCCGGGAAGAUAUGGGAGAGGAUGUGUUUUGGGCAAUUAGAGGAGGUGGUGGUGGAGUUUGGGGGAUUGUGUAUUCUUGGAAAAUCAAAUUGUUGAAAGUGCCACCAACUGUGACUGCUUUCAUAGUCUCUAGACCAGGCACCAAAAGCCAUGUAGCAGAGUUAGUAUACAAGUGGCAAUACGUUGCACCCUACUUAGAAGAUAACUUCUAUUUGUCAUGCUUUGUCGGUGCUGAUCUGCCAGAAGCUGUAAGUCUAGGAAUAUCAGCUACGUUUAAUGGGUUUUAUCUGGGUCCUAGGAGCAAAGCCAUAUCCAUUCUAAACCAGGUGUUUCCUGAGUUGGGUAUUGCAAAAGAAGAUUGCAAGAAAAUGACUUGGAUUGAAUCAAUUGUAUUCUUCUCUGGCCUAAUCAAUGACAGCUCAGUCUCAGACAUGAAAAAUAGGUAUCUGGAAGACAAGGGAUAUUUCAAGGUCAAAUCUGACUAUGUGAGAACUCCAAUUUCUAUUAUGGGCUUAAGGGCUGCCCUGGACACACUUGACAAGGAGCCCAAGGGUCAUGUCAUCUUAGACCCUUAUGGUGGGAUUAUGCAAAAUAUAAGCAGUGAAUACAUCCCUUUUCCACAUAGAAAAGGCAAUCUUUUUUCCAUUCAGUAUAUAGUGACUUGGAAAGAAGAAGAUAAUUACAGAAGCAGCGAGUACAUAGAUUGGAUAAGAGGAUUUUAUGAUUCAAUGGCACCAUUUGUUUCAAAGGGUCCCAGGGCUGCUUAUGUUAAUUACAUGGACUUUGACCUUGGCGUGAUGAAAUUGGUUAAUGCUAGUGUUCAAACAGAGGAUGCUGCAGAGGUUGCCAGGCUAUGGGGAGAAAAGUACUUCUUGAAAAAUUACGAUAGACUAGUUAGAGCCAAGACACUUAUUGAUCCAAAUAAUGUCUUCCAUAAUCAACAAGGUAUUCCUCCAAAUCCCCCAACCAAUUUCAAAGCAAAUAUAUAAAGAGUGAGAUCCUGAGAUGUAAACUGGUAAGUUAAGAACAAAAAUCUGUAUUCUAGUGUGUAAGCAUGUUAGAAUCACAGACGCAAACUAGAUUUGCUGGUCUCUGUGUGUGUGUGUGUGUGUGCGUGAAAGUUGUUCCUAUUUCUAUGUUCAUCUCUGCAUAACUAAAAAGUUCUACGACCACACAAAUGCUAAGCUGUAGAACACAAGGAUCACGAGUGCGGCCUAAUCAAUUCAAUUUCAAUCAUUUCCUAUGAUUACAUAUUAAGUUCCAAGCAUACUACAAAAUAACCUUUGUCUACUUUCACACAAUAAUGUACUUUUGAGUCAAUUUCAUUAAAAAUGGAAUAAAGGAUUCGUAUUCGGCUCAGUAUCUCUA
Molecule: messenger RNA, 2246 nt
Organism: Quercus robur (English oak)
Lineage: Eukaryota; Viridiplantae; Streptophyta; Magnoliopsida; Fagales; Fagaceae
Product: berberine bridge enzyme-like D-2
Exons: 1
Coding region: 194-1867 (557 amino acids)
Molecular function (GO): oxidoreductase activity; FAD binding
Source: RefSeq, a predicted model, not a curated record